AACAUUCGCUUCCAGUUCUCUUGAACGAGGCAUCGAGUUUUCGAGUCCACGAUAUCCACGAGAUCCACUGUUUCGCUAUCCACGCGUUUAUAUAUCCACGUUCCCUGUCCUGUCUUUACUACGGGAAAGGAAACCGCGUGGCCGCCCUGUAACGUCGAUAUAUUCGAUCGAUUCCCGCGAUACGAUGAGAUUGUUCUCGGGAAAUAACGAAAAUGUGACGUGAGACUGACAGAUAGGAGAGGCUUGGCAAUAACGUGACACGUUUCACAAUCGAUCGUUCAGUGUGGCACGUUCACACCGCCAAAAUGACAGUGGGAAGGACCAAUUUUCACGCGUUCACCAGUGCGCUUGUGUCGGUACUGUGCUUGGUCCUGGUGGCGCUUCGUGUCAGCCAGGUCACCGGCCAAUUAUUGGACACCGAGUUUCAACCGACGGUCACAGCGACAUGCAAGUCCGGUCAUAUGACGAUACGAGUGAACCUAAAUCAGAGUUUCGUGGGCGCCGUCCACGCGAGAGAUUUUCGAACGCCGCAAUGCAUGGCGCCCGGAAACGGGUCGACGCACGCGACGUUGGCCAUCAAUCUUCUCGCGCCCAAAGGUUCCCCGGAUUACUGCGGCGUCUUGGUAAAUAACGACACCGAGGAACGGUCCAUCCCCAUCGCGGUAAGGAUACACAAGACCUUAGAGCUGGCUGACGAUAAAUUUUACGUGAUCACGUGCGGAAAAGCUGGAUUCAAAAACGCCAAGAACGAGACCUCGCUUGUAUCGUUGCGCCUUUUGGACGGAGGCCACAAAGUGCAAGAGGCUAUUUAUGGUCACAACUACACUUUGCGUGCUGAGAUCUCGCGACCAGAUGGUAUGUACGGGAUCAAAGUGAAGUCGUGCUUCGCGUUUAAUAAACGUAACUCCAGUGUCCAGCUGAUCGACGAUAAAGGGUGUCCCGUAAAGGCUCAGGUGAUGACGAAAUUCAUCUACGAUCGAAACACCGGCCUGGCGGAUGCGACAUUGUUCUCGAUGUUCCGGUUCUCCGAUAGUACGCAGGUGCAUUUUCAAUGCGACAUCGCCGUAUGCAGAGGAAGCUGCGGUAUCCCGGUCUGCGACGACGAUAACGAGGAAGAUAUAAAGGGAGCGUCCUUAAUUAAUAGGCAAAGCGUGAGCGGCGAGGAAGGAGUGCUUCUGGCCGGCACGAGCGUGUUCGUUCUUAACCCUGGUCAAACGCCGUCGGUUCAGUCAUUGUACGAGGAUGGCAGCGUUCACCCUGUAUGGCUGUUAUGGCUGGCGGUAGCUCUCGGCAUCCUGUUCCUCAUCAUGCUGAUAAUCAAUAUAUUCCUCUGCUCGGCGAUGACCUGCAGCUGCACCAGGACGGACAUUAUCGAGAAGGAGCCAUCGAUUAUCGAGGACUACGAUCCCUAUCGUAGCUGGCACGGAUCCCAAUACGGCUCGAGGUACUCCUUAAACGGGAAGCAGGGAUACGCUUCCGGAGGAUCUACGAUGAAUUCGACGAGGUCGAUAUCGACGAACAGCGACCACUACGCCAUAGUUCAUUCGAGGCCCGGGAGCAGAUACUCGGGUCCGGGCCAGAAGCAUCAUCAUCAUCACAGAGGGCCGCCAUCGAACAUCGGCUCCCAUUAUUCCGGGAAAUAAUAUUCAUAGAAUUUUUACAAUAACAAAAAGGUGGAAGGAAGGAAGGAAGGAAGGAAGGAAGGAAGGAAGGAAGAAUAGAACGAACUGUUAUUUCCUAUGAUGUCUCGAACGCAUAAUUCAAGCUCUUUUAUAACAACGCAACCGCGCGUAACGGGUAUCUAGAUUCAAUAGAGUCAUUGCUCACGCUGUUCAAAGACGAACUACAUGGACAGAGGCGUAGACAAUGGUUGAUCCUUGACUCGAGAUAAAAGCAUAAGGACGCGAGACGCAAUAAUUCGCUUAAUUACAGCCCCUUAACGAAGAAUAAUAGACACUUGGCCACUUUGGCCAUGUUCGCUUCGCGUUGAGGAUUGACUUAUCUAAUUUGAUACGUCCUCGAUAGUUGAUAUUAAUGCAUCGAUAGAAAUAUCCUGAUUUUUUUUCUUUUUUUUUUUAUUAAAUAGAGAAAGAUCAAAUUUAAAGAUGGUUUAUUAUUAUUUGAAUUUUAAAUCGGUUUUGAAAGAAAGAACGAGAGUGAUGAAGACAAAGUGAAAAUUAUUUAUAAUUUGAAUUUUCUAUUAUUUUUCUUUUUAGACGUGUUGUUUCUGUUAUUAAAAGAUUAUGAUACUUUUUUUUUUUUUUUAAUUCAAGAUUCAAGAUUUGAUUAACUUUCUUUAUGAAUAAAUUUCUAUACGAUGAGAAUAAUAAUAUCAAGUAUCGAGAUAUCGACAAUUCCAUUUAUUAAUAGCUCCAUAUGUGAGAAAGUUUUUCAACUAGAUCGUAUAUGUAUCAUAUGAUAGUCAUAAAUAUAGGUACUAUCUUCUUUUUUUUUUUCUUUUACAAUUUUGCGCAAUAUCGUAUUUGAUUAAGCGAAAUUACAGACGAAACUUUUGUACAUAAUCAGAAAUCAUCAUUCUUUGUGACCAACGAUAUUGUAUAUCUACAGAAACGAUUAUUCUUGCUAUACCUGUAUCGUUUCGUGUCGUCCAAAUAAAAAGUAUUACGUGCGACAAAAUUUAUAUUUUGUACAAGAAGAAAGUAGAGAAAAAUAUCCGAGAAAAGUUCUAAAGAAUUAAAGGAAAAAAAAAAAAAAAAGAAAUAUUCCUAGAAAAUUAAUUUUUAUUGUAACAAUUCAAUGAAACAUUCCGUGUUCAACGAGUCACAAACACGUGUUUAAAUACAGUAAAAAAAAAAAAGAAGAAAAAUUAAAAAUAA
Apis laboriosa (Himalayan honeybee) is the source of this 2837-nucleotide messenger RNA. RefSeq lists its product as uncharacterized. The transcript has 9 exons. Lineage: Eukaryota; Metazoa; Arthropoda; Insecta; Hymenoptera; Apidae. The coding region runs from base 306 to 1643 and encodes 445 amino acids. The record is from RefSeq and is a predicted model, not a curated record.